Clonostachys solani is the source of this 339-nucleotide messenger RNA. NCBI's taxonomy places the organism in Eukaryota, Fungi, Ascomycota, Sordariomycetes, Hypocreales, Bionectriaceae. The record is from the annotation of a GenBank genome assembly.
AUGUCUUUCCUCACAAGCCCUGAGCGAGGAUGCACUGGUCACCCAACCCGGAUCCAAUGUGGCCCAGACAGAACGACCUCGAAGGAUGGCUAUUUCGUUCAAUCCAAGGGUGGAGAAAGGGACAACGAUAUCUCUUCCUGCGAGACAUCAAAAUGGGAGGAUUCAUCAGGCCUUCCAAUGGAGGAAAACCAGACUCUCUCAGCACGCGAAGCUGAUGACCUUGAGAGAUCUAAAUCUCAAGUUUGGCAAGCCGAUGCCACCAGGAGGAUCUUACGAUCCCGACACAAACUUUCGAUUACGGUCUCGACUACGCUUCCGGCUACCUCCUCAUAUAACUGA